GUGCCCUGAGAAUCAGGGGAAUCCGGGAGGGGAGUGUCAGUUGCCAUUAAAAUCUGUCUCGAGCCCUGAUGAAGAGCCUCUGGUGCCGGUUAAUGUAGCCGGUAAACCUAUGAACAUGAUGGCUGACUCCGGAGCUGCUUACACGUGUGUAAGCAACGCUGAUGCUGACCACCUCCCAAGAUCUGGACAAUAUGUGCGGAUCGUUGGAUUCUCAGGGACAAAGCAGCUGAUUCCCCGAUCUGACCCGAUUCCAUUGCAGUUCCGAGGAAAAACAGUGGAACUGCCUGUAUUAAUUUCAGAUCAAACACCUGUGAACUUACUUGGACGAGACGCUUUAUGUAAACUAGGCUGUGCCAUUUUGUGUACACCAGAUGGAGUGAUUGUCGACACAGCACAGUGUCAAAUGACUGUGAAAAAAGACGAAGAAAUGGUGUACUGGCUUGGAGACAUCGAUGAGACAUUCAUGGACGCAGCUGAAAAAUGGAUGGACUUUAUCAAAGCUAACAUGCCAGAAGCGUCCCGCCCUGCGUGUCCUCCUCAUUGCACACUUCAGUAUUUUAAAACAGAAUCUGAGGCCCAACCAGCUGAGUGGAUAGCACAACAGCCAAAGAAAAUUCCCAUCCAGUCGGCUUCUAUUGUCCUGGGAAGACAGGGAGCAGCUAUGACGGUAGAAAAAGGCGAGUAUUUAGACCAGGAAUUCAAAUUAACAAACAGCAAGCCGCAUGUUUCUCUCUUAGUAAAUCCAGGGUACGAGCCAAAGCAUUUGGGACAGAUGAUCGUGGAAUCGAAGCAGGUUAAGUUUAGGCCCACUGAAAAUAGCAACAUUUGGGUGAGUGAAGAUGAUUUGUUCUUAAAAAUAGCUAUUUCUGCUGAGGGUUGGGCUUCCCCACAAGUCAUCAGCCUUCCUUGUCAGACUGUGUUUUGUCAUCAACAUUCUGAGUUACAGAAGGAGAUGGUGGAACGAGUACCCGAGAAGCUCUGGUCCAAACAUGACGCUGAUGUGGGCUUAAUUAAGUCCGCACAGCCAGUGGAGGUGCACCUGAAACCCGGUUGCAAACCUCCCUGGAAGUCACAAUAUCCAUUACAACCUGAAGCUGAGGCUGGAAUUCAGCCAACCAUCCAAGGUCUGUUGGAUGCAGGUGUACUUGUGGAGGAACCGAACCCAAGUGGUAACACACCCAUAUACCCUAUCAAAAAGGCGGACAGGGAAAGGUUUAGGCUAGUGCAUGACCUUAGAGCGUUAAAUGAAGUAGUUGAAGAUUAUCCAUCUGAAGUGCCGAAUCCACACACGUUGUUGUCCAAUGUUCCACCAGAUGCAAAGUGGUUUACUGUGGUUGAUUUGUGUUCUGCAUUUUUCAGCGUGCCAGUGAGUGAAUACAGCAGACAUCUUUUUGCCUUCACUUACAGAGGACAGUCUUACACAUACACUAGGUUGCCACAGGGAUUCAAGCACAGUCCACACUUAUUUAACAAAGUGUUAAAGGAGGACAUGGAAGAUUUAGCCGGUAAGAUAAAAAGCACUGUCCUCCAGUACGUUGAUGAUAUCAUCCUCUGCGCACCUGACCUAGAAACGUGCCAUGAAGAUUCUAUCACCUUAUUGACCUUAUUAGCUGAAAGGGGUCAUAAAGCUUCACUCAAGAAACUGCAGUACUGUAAAGAUCGUGUAGAGUAUUUGGGGAGAGUGAUUGCGGAGGGGACCAGGUCAGUGUCUCCAGAUCAACUGAAAGCUGUGUCUCAAGCACCCAAGCCGACCACAGUCCGAGAGAUGUUGACAUUUUUGGGACUGACAGGAUACAGCUCGGAGUGGAUUGACGGUUACUCUUCCAUUGUCCAGCCGCUACGAAACAUGGGUCAUGCAUGCGGAGUGUUGGCACAGAGGACUGGAGUUGGAACGCACGCUCAGCCGAUAGCAUACUACUCCGUGGCCCUGACUCCAGUGGAGCUAGGUUUGCCAACUUGUUACCAGCAUUUAGCUGCGGCUCAUCUGAUGUAUGAGAAAGCUUCAGCUUUGAGCAUGGGUUAUCCGAUAGACAUCUUGUCUCAUCACAAGCUCGCAAAUUUGAUUGAAAGAGGUAAGUUUGUGCUAACUGCACCACGCCUCAGUGAUUACCACCGACUCCUGGAAUAUCCAGAUGUGACGAUGCGUAUCUGUAAGGUAAAGAAUCCGGCAGAUGCGGUUCCUUUGCCCCAUGAGGGGGAAGAACAUGAAUGUGUAGCUGAAGCAGAGAGAUAUGCUAAGCUACGUUCUGAUUUGAGUGCUGUUCCCUUACAAAAGGUGGAUUUGACCUUGUUUGUGGAUGGAUCAUGCUACAGGCAUGGUCAGGAUCUUAAAGCAGGGUUCGCAGUGGUGCAAGAGAAGAACGGGAGCAUGGAGGUGAUGAUCGCCCAAGAGUGCUCUCAACCUUGCUCGGCCCAACUUGCAGAACUGAAAGCGCUGACAGCUGCUUGUGAGUUAGCAGCAGGUAAGCGAGCCAAUAUAUACACAGACUCAGCAUUUGCCCAUGGUGUGUGUCAUUUGUUUGGAGCAACCUGGAGAGGCAGAGGCUUCAAGAAGACUGAUGGGUCACCUGUGACACAUGGUGAGCAAAUAAAACAGUUGCUUUUAGCUAUGAUGAAGCCAACAGCUCUGGCUAUCAUCAAGUGUGUAGCUCAUAAACAUGAUACUUCUCUGAUUACUCAGGGGAAUGCAGCUGCAGACCAGGCAGCUAAGACUGCAGCGAAUGCUGAAGCUACGGCUAUUUUAGCAGUUUAUGCUGCAUAUGAUGAAGAUCAAAUAACCUCCAAAGAUUUGUCUUUGUUGCAGAAAGAGGUACCAGAGGCUGAGAGGCAGCUCUGGGUCGAGAGAGGAGCCGUUCAAGGUGAUGACGGCUUAUGGAGGAACCACGAGGGACUGUUAAUAGCCCCGAGUGGACUGUUGUCAUUGCUGAUAAAUGAAGCACACGGUUUGAGCCAUGAGUCCAGAGGUGAGGUUGUGAGACGAAUCAAGAAGUGGAACUUUUGGGCUCCCAAGCUUUAUCAGUAUGUUGAUGAGACCAUAAGUCGGUGUGAAACGUGUCUUAAAUGUAACAUCAGGCGGGGUAUGGUACCCCCAGCGGGACACCUACCAAUUCCUGAUGGCCCUUUUAAACAUCUCACCCUAGAUUUUGUAGACAUGGUACGGCCAGUACAAGGUAAGCGUUACCUUUUGGUUGUGAUUGAUCGUUUCAGCCGUUGGGUUGAGGCAACCCCCGCGAAGCACAAAACCGCCGAGACAGUAGCGAAAUUUCUGUGUCGGGAAGUUAUCCCAAGAUUUGGCAUUCCCUUAAAAAUCAGUUCAGACAACGGGAAAGAAUUCGUAGAUAAAACUGUAAAGUGUGUUUUGCAGAAACUCGGAGUAAAGCAGAGGUAUGGCAGUGUUUACUGUCCGACCUCACAGUCUGAUGUUGAGAGAUGCAAUGGGAUUCUAAAAAACAAAUUGCUGAAAAUCUGCAUGUCCACAGGUUUAAACUGGAUCGACGCUUUGCCUCUUGCUCUCAUGGCGUGUAGAGCAAGUGCUCACAGGACAUUAAAACUAACACCGCAUGAAGCUUUGCUAGGUCGACCAAUGCCGGUGCCAGCUUAUCGAGCGGUGAAGGGUCCAUCCCUGGACAUUCUAACAAGCGACAUGAGGGCGUAUGUGAAGCAAAUGACUAAUAUACACAGGAGUAUUUCCUCCCGUGUUGUGUCUUUACAGGCAAAGGAGAUUCUGGAGGAGCCAGAACCGAAAGUGAAACCAGGAGAUCUGGUGUACGUCAAAGUGUUCAGGAGAAAGUGGGACCACGCCAGACGAGAAGGUCCCUACACGGUGGUCAAAGCAACUGCAAGAGCGGUUCAAGUUCAAGGAUCCCCCACCUGGUACCACCUGAAUCACUGUGUUAAAGUACCUGAGGGGGAAAUAGGGAAAGGAGCCAAAGAAGAACGAGAUGAAGGAGGGAAAGACAAAAGGAGGGAUCUUAUUCCUCCUGUUUCUUGUAGUGACGUUGGACGGGAUGCAGAUGCCCCGCCAUCCAGGGUUCUCCGGAGACGGAAAACCAUUGAGAAAGGAGAAAGGAAAGAGGAGAGUUAA
Molecule: messenger RNA, 4084 nt
Organism: Betta splendens (Siamese fighting fish)
Lineage: Eukaryota; Metazoa; Chordata; Actinopteri; Anabantiformes; Osphronemidae
Exons: 2
Coding region: 110-4084 (1324 amino acids)
Biological process (GO): DNA integration; proteolysis
Molecular function (GO): aspartic-type endopeptidase activity; nucleic acid binding; RNA-DNA hybrid ribonuclease activity
Source: RefSeq, a predicted model, not a curated record